Messenger RNA from Tripterygium wilfordii, 1809 nucleotides. RefSeq lists its product as uncharacterized. The coding region runs from base 1 to 1809 and encodes 602 amino acids. The record is from RefSeq and is a predicted model, not a curated record. NCBI's taxonomy places the organism in Eukaryota, Viridiplantae, Streptophyta, Magnoliopsida, Celastrales, Celastraceae. The transcript has 2 exons.
AUGGCGGGAUUAAUUAUUGGAGAUCUUGGGCAGUUUGAUAAAGGCCGUGAUAUUAUAGUUGAAUACCAAACAGGAAAAUUGAAACAGAUAAGUGAUUUGCAUCCUACUUUUAUGGCUAUACAAUAUCCUAUCUUAUUUCAAUAUGGCAAAGAUGGAUAUAAAAUUAACAUUCUUUAUCAAUUUGAUACAGGUACAGGAAAAAUGAAACGAGAAUUUGUCACCAGGAGAGAAUAUUAUUGUUAUAUGCUGCAACAAAGGAGCACUGAAAGUCAAUUAUUCAUUAGAGGAGGGAUAUUAUUGCAACAAUAUAUUGUUGAUGCAUUCACCUCUAUAGAAGAUGAAAGGUUGCUUUAUAUUCGAUUUAAGUAUCAACAAGAGCAUUAUAUAUCUGAAAUCUACAAAGGUGUACAAAAUGCAUUUCUUCAUGGAGAUAUUAGUGCAAAUACAAUUGGAAAACGUAUUAUUCUAUCAGGAAGCCCUUGCUAUAUGAUUCAACAUUAUCAUGAUGCAAUGGCAAUUUGUCAUUCUCUUGGAAAUCAUGAUCUUUUCAUCACUUUUACAUGUAAUAAACAGUGGAAAGAGAUAUGUGAUGCAUUGAAUCUCAUCCUAGGACAACGAGCAGAAGACAGACCCGAUAUUGUCUCCCGAGUUUUCCACAUGAAACUAAUUGAGUUCAUGAAAGAUAUAAAACAAGAAAACUACUUUGACAGAGCUAUCGGUGGCAUACAUACUAUAGAGUUUCAGAAAAAAAGUUUACCUCAUGUUCAUAUAAUAGUAUGGCUCCAUCCAAAUGAUAAAUAUUCAACCACUGAUGAUAUUAAUGAGAUUAUCUGUGCAGAAAUUCUAGAUAAACAGUUAGAUCCCAUACUCUACAACAUCGUUUCAACUUUUAUGAUUCAUGGACCUUGUGGUGUUACCAAUCCUAAAGCACCCUAUAUGAGAAAUCAAUGGUGUACCAAACAUUUCCCAAAAAAGUACAGCUCAGAAAUUCUUAUUGCAGAUGAUGGUUUUGUUAUUUAUAGAAGAUGUGAUGAUAACAGAACAAUUGUUAAAGAAGGAGUGAAACUUGACAAUCGAUUUGUUGUUCCUUACAAUAAAGGACUGCUAUUAAAGUAUCAAGCACAUGUAAAUGUUGAAUGGUGUAAUCGCUCAAGAUCAAUCAAAUACUUAUUUAAGUAUAUCAAUAAGGGACCAGAUAGAGCAAGAGCAAUGUUACAUGAAAACAUUGACCAAGUUCAACCCAGUUCAUCAGCUCAAUCCAAAGUUAUUGAUGAAAUUCAAACUUUUCUUGAUUGUAGAUAUCUUACUGCAUAUGAAUCAAUUUGGACGAUUUUCGACUUUGACAUCCACUAUAAGUUUCAUGCGGUUCAAAAUCUUACAAUUCACUUACCGUUGAUGAAUAAUAUAAUCUUUCAAGGUGAUCAAAAUGUUGAUGGACUGUUGCAUCAACUUGGUAUAGAAAAGACUAUGUUAACAGAGUGGAUGUCUACAAAUUGCACAGCUGAAGAUGCAUGUCAACUAACAUAUGCUGAAUUCCCCUCUUUUUGGAGAUGGGAUGGAAAAAAUAAGUUUUGGUUUCGGAGACAACGAGGAGAGUGUAUUGGUGGAAUAUCAUAUGUUCCUUCUACUGUAGGAGAAUUGUAUUAUUUACGAUUGUUACUUGGUCAUAUGAAAGGACCAACAAACUAUAUAGACAUCAGAACAUUCAAUGGAAUUCUUUAUGACUCUUUUCAAGAAACAUGCAAUGCGAUGGUUUUAAUCGAUAAUGAUCAUGAAUGGCAUGACGCAAUGGACGAGGCUGCAACUUAG